Messenger RNA from Darwinula stevensoni, 1297 nucleotides. Lineage: Eukaryota; Metazoa; Arthropoda; Ostracoda; Podocopida; Darwinulidae. The record is from the annotation of a GenBank genome assembly.
AUGGCCGUCGACGCCCUGUACGACGAAGAAGAUGGACGAGAGAGGGAGGCCUUCGAGAAGGCCGUGGAGUCGCUCUGGGAAAGGAUCGUUGAUGUGAGCGCCGUGCGUGUCCUCUCCUCGUACGACGGAAUCAACUCGGUGCAUCUUGUUCUGAUUUUCACGAUUCGGCAUUUCGAAGGAGAGCAUCCGAGCGGCGUUUGCCGUCGCUUGAUGGCGGUGAACAGGAUCCUUCCGUGUGAUGUCGGAAAUCUCCUUGCAGAUCUCAAGAAGCAGGCAGUAAGAGGGGACACUGCCAAAGGCUUCCAACCCGAGGCAGCAUGCAUGGGGUGCAGCAUGCAUGGGGUGCAGCAUGCAUGGGGUGCAGCAUGCAUGGGGUGCGUCCAAGGACUGAAGGGAGAAAGAUUGAGGACAGGGGAAGUUGGUCAUCCCAAGCAGCGAACAGCCAUGGAGAAUGUGGACGUCGUCCUCGCUCGGCAUUGGGAAGCGUUGGAGACAAUCGACCUCAACGCCGUCUUGACGGACCUGAGGGGAAAUGGGAUCUUCAGCCAUGGGCAGUUCUCCGAUAUCAUGGAUCCUGGUAGAAGCACGCGGGAGAAGCGGCUGUUUCUUCAGACGCAGUUGCCGCUGGAGGGAGAUCACGCUUUUCCGACGUUCAUCCGGAUCCUUCGACAGAGAAAUCACAUUUCUCUUGCCGAUACGCUAGAACGAGAUCGCACGAAUCAGACGAGAAGAGAAAUCCCGGCCGCGGCCGGCCUCUCAUCCCCCCUGGGUAGGACGGAGGCUGUGACUCCCUCGACGCAUCGGGAUGCCAUCACGCGGAACUGGAGCUUGCUGCUGGAUAACAUGGACGCGGUGGCGGUCGAGAACCAUCUGAUUGACAAUAGGAUGCUCCCUCUGUCGAAACGAGAGGAGCUGUCCUCGGUGACCCACGGGAGGAGGCGCAGGGAAAUGCUGUUGGAAUACGUCGCGGCGAGGGAUGCUCGAGUCUUCGAAUGCUUCUUGGAGGCCCUGGACGCGGCGCAUCAAACUGACAUAUCGGACCGGCUGAGGGGAAACAGAGAUAUCUGAGGGGUUUCCUCAGUCUGACAAAAAAAAAAAUGUCACGAAUUGAACUACAACGCCUGCAGCAUUGGUUUCAUUAGAGCCAUAUACAUGUGCGAAGAAAAGUGUCGGAUGUGACAAUAUAUUCGCUCAAUCAGAGAAUCGGACUUGAGAAGCUUGACAUUUCUGAAAUCCACAUUUUCAUUGGAGAAUUGAGUUUUAAAAAAAAACUGAUCAUGGCUGUGGGAGAUGGGCU